UCUCUAUCUUGCGUGCUGAGAGGCGAGGAGAGACUCAAACGUCAACCUGUCGAGACGUUGGGUGCUGAUUGGCUCAAGUAUCAAACCUCUUAGCUAUCAAAGCGUGUUUAUUAUUUUGCUUUAUCAAAUGCAUACGAUUAAGAGGACGUGUUCGUCCACUGACGACGGAGCAACUCCAACGGGCCGUGCUACCACGAAGAGCAACAGCGACAGCAGCGACAGUACCAGCAGAGAGGCGCCGGUCGACAAAAACGUGCACGGGGGAUAUCAGAACGGAAGCGCGGUCUACAAAGCUCUCGGCCUGGUGUGCAGUAGUGGGUUUGACAACGUGGGUUGCGAGUCGACUCUAAGCCUCGUGUGCGUUUCGUACUGCAACAUCCUGCGGGAGAGUCUGGGUUGGAAAUUGACCGUGCAGCGAAGCACACCAGCUCGCUUCAUCAACCUCCUUCACCCUGCUGCUGACGCUGGUGCGAACGAGGGGCGUUGUGGCAGGAUUCGAGUUCCAGUGGCAAUCCAUCAUCUCACGUACGACCUGCAGGACUUCCCGACCGAUGUGGUCUGGCCUCGCGACCUUCGUCGCUUAUCUUUCGGCGAUAAUUUCAACGGCAGCAUCGAGGCCGUGCGUUGGCCCGCCCGGCUGGAGGUUAUGUGGAUGGGCCAGAGCUUCAAUCACCCUGUGGCGAAUGUCGAGUGGCCGGCAUCCUUGAAACAGCUAAGGUUUGGGCGCGCCUUCGAUCAAGACGUUGAGCGUGUGCGAUGGCCGAGUGAUCUCGAGCAACUGGUCUUUGGGCACCAGUUUAACCGCCCUAUCGCCAGCAUGAAAGAGUGGCCGCCUUCGCUCCUAGUACUGUCGUUCGGCCACGCCUUCAACCAGGGCGUUGCCGGCGUAGCCCUACCUCCUCGCCUGGAGUUCCUGGAGUUCGGGCAGGACUUCAACCACUCGAUCGACGAGCUUUCUCUGCCCCCCACACUUCAGCACAUCAGAUUCUCCCACAAGUUCGACCAGAACCUGGACCAGGCUUCCUGGCCGCGGUCCCUGCGUACCGUGUGGCUUUGCGGCACCUUCGCCCAGCCGAUCAGGAAUGUCGUGUGGCCGGCGGCCCUCAAGGUGCUUGCUCUGCCGGCGAGGUUUGGGAGACAGGGAGAACACGAAGAUGGCGAUGACGAUGAUGAUGAUCAAUGGCGGGCCGUUCUGCCUGUCGGCUGCCGGCUUCAGCGAGUAGAGUGCGGCUAGUCUACGGGAAAAGCCGACACCAUAGAGACCGAAACACGACUCCGCCGCCAACUGAUGAUAUUCCUUCGCAGUUCCCGUUGAUUUGGUUGGACAACCCCGAGAGUAUGUUGUUGUGCUGGCCAGGUUUUGCUCUGCACCGGGCCGAAGCGCCGUUCAAGACCAAAAAAAGUAGAGCAGUCAAGCCGUGGUCCAUGCUGCCACCCGCCGCUUCUGUUGUAGCCGGACAAGAAGGGGCUUUCGAAGGCAAUUUGGAUCUGUAUCACCUCGCCCGAUGGAAAUUUAAUCGGCACGAGAUCGCUGUGCGGAUCGAUGGGUGAGCUGUUGGAGUUGGCUCCUGCGGUCCGGCGAGGAUGUCAUGGUGAUCGAAUGACUGCCGUUUCACACCCUACGUGUACAUGUUGCCUGUUUUAGGGUUGUGGAUGUGGUACUUUAGACGGCAGACAUGGAGAAGUUUGUUAUAUGGAUGGACAAAGGACUGAACGUGUGCGUAUGCAUGGCCUAUAAUAUGCGCAUACAUACAAGGUGCAUUUCUUCUGAGAAAGGCUGGACGUACCACACACAGUUUACUCAGAUGUUUGGUUUCGGUUUACGUUUUCAUUUUCUUGGUGGUAGGGCCGCCGGGGGGAAAUGUGAAAUUUGCGCGAAGCGCGACAGGUUCAUGCAUGUGUGUCUUGACUGAACAUUUUUUUUUCUUUAUUUGUGCCGACCGCCCAAACCGACUGGCCAAUGACUAGGGGGGAGUCCCAGUGCGGGUAAAAACGAGGAAUUGACCCUUCAAAAGGUCAUGAUCUAGGGUCAGUCCGGUGAAGGGCAGUCAGGGUAAGCGUACGCUUUGUGUGUGCGGCGGUCGUUGGUACAUUUUUUUUUUGUCACGCCGUUAGUUCUGGAGUCGGUCUUGCGGUACCUACAAGUUCGCGUGGAGACACACGGGGAGACACAGACAGAAUGUUGUACAGGAGGAAGGGAAGAAGGCCACUCAGGAGUUAUUUCAAUUUAUAAAAUACAAAAUAUCCCUGCUGUUUCGGUCCCUAUAGAAAUGCUCGUUUUUUCUGCUUUGCCGUCUCGUGCGUCGUGUCGCUUCUCCGUGGACAUGCUGGGUAGGGGUGCGUAGCGUUGGAGGGUCGGCUCCAAACUCUUUCUGGCUGCAAACAUGGCCGGCCAUGUGCUCCUCAACAAAAGGGGUCGGUGAGAUACCCCUCCGUUCACACGGGCAUGCGCUGUGACUCGCUCUUGGAUGGGCACGCGGAUUUGAGUUAUGUUGCGAUUUGCACAAUGUUUAUCAAGUGCGUUGGAUCGUAUCCCAACGGUGAGCACGUGCGUGUAGUGGGGUGUAAAGAUGUGCGUGGUUUCAUAAUGUUUGAUGUGUUAAUAUGUCGUUAAUUUCCGAAGAAUACUCUGGAUUCAUCAGCAGGUGUGUUGUAGGUGAUAAUCAUUCUGUCAAAAGACGAAUUACGAAUGAAUGUGUUACAUUAGGUGAUUUCUGCAUAUAAUAUGUGAGGGCGAGAGGUUUGUGAAGCCUAUCGAUCGGCGUUUUUGGUGGUCAAAUUAUCAGAGAGACUCUCUAGAGUUUGUAUCGCACACGGAUGAGCGGCGUGCACGCGAUGUUGUCCUUCGUUGAAAGGGUGCCUGGUAUUUUUUCUUGAGAUUUUACGAGCGAGCUGUGCGACACCAGUUGUCUGCAGGCGGGAUUUGUCACAUGGCAAGCGAUACAACUUAUUGUCGCGAGCACUCUCCAUGCACUCGCCGCAGAGAGAGGAGAGCUUUUUUCUCUAGUGUGUUAUGUCACCUCCGGUUCGGAGCGCUUACUUGUGUAAGAUGGAGUGCAACUUCUGUCAGAUGUAAAGCAGAGGCCUUACAGGGGAGGGAAUAGAAACUGCUACAUGGAUAGCGCGGGUAAGUAAAACCAGGAAAAAAAUGAACAGAAUUGCCUUGAAUAUUAUUGUGGGGAACGACUGACUGCAGGCAAGGAGGUCUUCUCGAGGCCCUUCUUGUUGUUUUGCGCGGUAGUCGCAAUGAUGCAAGAGAAUUGUUCAGUCCUAUGCACCCUUCGAUAUCUGUUCUCAAGGUCUUCGGUCGAGCAGUUUGCUUGCGGUUGUAGAAGGGAUAUGGUCUAGAGCUAGGCCAAAGCUCAGGAGAGGACAUUGGAGGAGGCGGGCUGUCCUUCCUUCAUCAUUUUUUUGUCUACCUAGAUACGGCCUUCUUUUGCUCGUUAUCUCGAUGUGAUACGUAGUCUCAUGGUCGUUCCCGCGAGCAGGAAGAACUAGGAUUGAAAGCAGUGCCGGCAUCAGCAGCUACUGUGCAGCAAUAGGUGGUCCCUUCCCUGAAUUAUUAGGCCGCGUACAGCAGUAGAGGCGAGGAAGGGAAAUGACAGGCCGUACUAGGCACUUCAAGAGAGGAGGAGCAUUCUGACUGACAAAACAACUUGAAC
Messenger RNA from Ectocarpus sp. CCAP 1310/34, 3662 nucleotides. The record is from the annotation of a GenBank genome assembly. NCBI's taxonomy places the organism in Eukaryota, Phaeophyceae, Ectocarpales, Ectocarpaceae.